Misgurnus anguillicaudatus (oriental weatherfish) is the source of this 6131-nucleotide messenger RNA. It is a transcript of the gene zfyve16, whose product is annotated as zinc finger, FYVE domain containing 16. The record is from RefSeq and is a predicted model, not a curated record. Gene Ontology annotation, cellular component: early endosome membrane. Gene Ontology annotation, biological process: endosomal transport. Lineage: Eukaryota; Metazoa; Chordata; Actinopteri; Cypriniformes; Cobitidae. Gene Ontology annotation, molecular function: metal ion binding.
CUCGCGCCGGGUUGAAAUGGUCUCGCGCAGACAACUGUGGAAUUUACUGAGGUAGAAGAAAACAUUAGCGUGCGGCUAACAGUGAAAGAGUACAGUGUUAAAUCCUUUCAACGGAAGACACCGACUGAACUAUGACACAUAUUAAGGGGUAAGUUAAGUGAGGUGGAUCAUAAUCUUCCUAGGAUGGACAGCUAUUUUAAAGCUGCUGUCUGUGACCUGGACAAGCUUUUGGACGACUUUGAACUCAAUGCAGAUGAGCUUGAAAACAAAUCCGGCACAUUUGCAAGCCCUUCCUGCUCGGAUUCCUCUGUCUCCACCAGCCUUCAUUGCUUAAUACCAGAGCAACACGCUGUCUCUCAAACUGUCCCUGAUGUCAGUAGUCUGCACUAUGGAAUUACAUCACAGAAUAUUUCCUUAAACCAAAAAGAUUCAUAUUCAAAUGAGAGACCUCUCACAGGUGUAGACCUCCUGUCCUCUGUUGACAGCAGAGGCAUCAAAAGUUCAGCACCUCCUUGUCCGGAUAGACUAUUAAAGCCUGUGUGUGACCUGGUUAAUGAUACAGGGUCUGCUAACCUCGAGCAGACCGAUGGUGAAGAUUUCAAAGAACAGGAAGUUACAGAGACACACAUUAAUGAGGUGCUGCUAGUGGACUUCAGCAGUCCAGUUGUUUCUUGUCCAGAAGACAUUUCAAACCCCAACCAUGGUGAAUUACAGAAACGUGACUCUGAAACGGCUUGUAACUCCCUCAGCUUGCUGGAUGUCAUAUUGCCUGCGGCUCCAGACAAGAUUUCUGAUCUUCGCGAUUCAUGUCCCAUAAUGCCUUUAGAUAGCAAACAGUCAGACUGUCCUGAAGAGUCAAACUCUAAUGAUCAGAUUUGCCCUCCAUGCAAUUCCAAGUAUGAGGAAGUGUUCAGUAAUUCAGGUUCUUCUGCUUCAGAGGAGCAAAUUUUAGCAGCCAAUGAUGAGCGGACCGUCUCAUUCCAGCCUGAUAGUCGACCUUCUGAAGACAGCAGUGUCGAAAAUUCAGAGCAUGCACCAAUAAGUCCCUCUUCUGAGCAGGAACCUAGUUUGUCCUGCUUGCCCAUGGCUGUUUCGAUGUGUGGAUCUCUCAUGGCAUCGUUAGACCCUCAGGAGACAACGGUGCUUGCAACCAAAGAUGAAGCUGAACCAGCCGUUCAGGAGGAUGAAGAGUUAAAUCUACCGUUAGAAAAGCCGGUCAAUCUGCUCUCCUCCUUCAGACCUGAUUCUUCACCUGAAGAUGAACCUGAGCUAGUCCAGAUCAUGUCUAACCCAGAAGGAGCAUCUGCUGUCUCGGGUCAUUACCCUGAGAGAAAUUUUAAGCGCACGAUAUCGCCAACAGAUAGACUUAAACGUAGAGAUUCUUCUCCUUAUGGAGAGAGCCCAAAUUAUUCUUAUGAUAUUGCUAAUGAUUAUCUUCCUGAAAGCGACCAGGCCACAAUGAUGGUUACGGAUGAGGAGCUUGAUGCGUUUUUGAUGGGUCAGUGCGUUAAAAUCAACCCUGACGCGGAAAAUCUCGUAGAUGAUGGUUUUUCAGAAUUUAACGGAAAUGUGGAAGGUGACGCCUUUUUAGACGGGGAAUUGCAAAGCUACAAAGUAGAUUCCUUCGCAUCGCCUGAGAGCGAUGGAUCGCUUCAAUAUUUGGAAGAGAGUGAAGGUUCAAAUAUUUCUUCUUCUUCUCAGGACAGUAGCCCAGUAAGAGACUCCACACCAGCGGUUAAUCACGAUAACAUAACCAGCCCUGUUGAGAUUCAGUCGGUUUGUUGUCCAAGCCCAGAGUUGAAUUAUGGAGGAGCAAGACCAAAGCAAUUGUCCAACCAAACCGCACGGCCCCCAUCAGCAAGACACAAAACCAUCCAUCCCGAAGCAGACGUGACCGACCCGCAGGUUUCACAAUCUCACAGCCCGGAUGCAAGUAACUGUGAAGAGCCCUCUUAUCAGCAAUACGAUGACAGUUAUGGUCACGAUGAGCUCUCGGAGCCUCCGCCUUACCCAGGAGAACCACUGGAAGAUGGGGAAGCAUCUCUGGAUCAACCGAGGAAAACAGAUGAAGGUCUUGGUUCGAAGCAGCCGCCUUGGGUGCCUGAUUCUGAAGCUCCUAACUGCAUGAAUUGUAUGCAAAAGUUCACCUUUACCAAGAGGAGACAUCAUUGCCGGGCAUGUGGGAAGGUGUACUGCGCAGGCUGCUGCAACCGUAAAUGCAGACUGAAGUAUCUGGAGAAGGAGGCCAGGGUUUGCGUCAUCUGUCAUGUUACCAUACAGAAAGCUCAAGCCCAUGAGAGAAUGAUGAGCCCGACUGGGUCCAGUCCCAAUCCCAACAUCCCAUCAGAGUACUGCUCCACCAUACCGCCCAUGCAGCAGGCCCGAGCCGCUGGCACCCUCAACUCGCCUCCCCCCACCGUCAUGGUUCCCGUGUCCGUCCUCAAACACCCCGGUAAUGACGGUUUUCCACGCGAGCAGAAGCAUGUGUGGUUUGCUGAUGGCAUCCUGCCAAACGGCGAGGUAGCAGACACCACGAAGCUCUCGGUGCAGACCAGGAGAACCUCGCAGGAGUCCAGCCCUGUGACUCCAGAACCGCCUGGACCUGACGGUAAAGUUCCUGACGGGUGCGACGAGAGUUCAGAGGAAAGAUCUGAGGAAAGAUCAGCUGUGGAGAGCCGUCCGCUUAUCAGGGACCAAUGGGACUACACCCUGCUCUCCGGGUUGGGCGGCUGUGUACAGAAAGAGGUCAGUCUGGUGCCCGAGGAUGAGGAUGGUUUGCCUCCACUACUCAUUACUACAGGAGAGGAGGAUGAAGGAGAUUUAUUAGUUGAGGAACGACCUGCAGUUUGCCAAAUACUCUUGCUGUUGGAGGAGGGAGGUCCAAGACCUCUGACCUUUGUGCUCAACGCCAAUUUAGUCGUGAAUGUCAAGCUUGUAAUGUAUUGUGGGAGGAGAUGCUGGUGUAUCAGUUCGAAUGGUCUUCAGGGAGUCGGUCAAAAGGAGCUGCUGUUUAUAAUCGAGUGUCUCUCAGAGGAGAACAGUCUGCCUAGAGACAUAUUCAACCUGUAUGUUAGUAUAUACCAGGAUGCACAGAAAGGAAAAUUCAUCAAGCAUCUCGGUAACGUGACGUUCACAGACAGUUUUCUGGGCAGUAAAGAUCACGCCGGCGUGCUGUUUUUCUCGCACACCUUUCAGCCGUUGGAUGGUCUGGAUCUUCCCCCGGAGGCUUCUUUCCUCUGUGGGAUUUUGAUACAGAAGCUGGAGGUGCCCUGGGCUAAAGUUUUCCCUCUCCGACUGCUGCUCACGCUGGGGGCGCGAUACAACGUGUAUCCCUGCCCGCUGGUGAGCGUGCGUUUCCGUGACUCGGUGUUUAAAGAGACCGGACACACCAUUAUGAACCUUCUCGCGGACCUGAGGAAUUACCAGUACAGUUUACCAUUGGUGGACAGCUUGAGGGUGCACAUGGAGACGGGCAACAGCUUCAUCGACAUCCCCAAAUCCCGGUUUAAUGAGAUGCUGAAGGUGGUGAACUCCUCCAAUGAACACGUGGUCAGCUUUGGUGCCUGUUUCAGCACCGAGGCCGAUUCUCAUCUGGUUUGCCUGCAGAAUGAAGACGGAAGCUACCAGACACAAGCCAACAGCGUCCCAGGAAAAACCAGGAGAGUGACCGGAGCUAGUUUUGUGGUCUUCAACGGGGCUCUAAAAGCCUCAUCGGGAUUCAUUGCCAAAUCCAGCAUUGUAGAAGAUGGUUUAAUGGUGCAGAUUCCUCCUGAGACUAUGGAGAGUUUGCGACAGGCCCUCAGGGACCAAGCUGAUUUUCAGAUCCCCUGUGGAAAAGCAGACUCCGAGGAGACGCGAGAAAAUGUUACUGUGCGCUGGGUUGACUGGACCGCACCCAUCAACACUGGGGUCACUAGUCCUAUAGAUGGCAGAUCUCUGGAUGGUGUGUCCAGCGUCAGGGUUCGACAGGAUUCAGAGUUUGAGCUGGACGGCCGGAGCAUCAGGUGUACUGAGGUCUUUUAUUUGCUGAAGUCCUCAGAUGUAUCGCUGUCUGCCGUCCUCACGUCAUCGGCUCAGUUCCAGAAAGAGAUCGCCACGGCGGGCUGUGCGGCUCUCUGUCCGCAUCUCUCAGUGCUCAUGGCCAAUGGGAUCAACCGCCUCGCACUCAGAGUCUCCACCGACUCUGAUAUGGUGGAGUACCAGGCCGGAUCCGGGGGCCGUCUCCUGCCUCAGAAGUAUAUGAAUGAUUUAGACGGAGCUUUGAUUCCUGUUAUCCAUGGAGGAAGCUCCUGCGUCCCUCAUCAGACUUUGGACAUGGAGUUUUUCUUCUACAUCACUCUGAGCAUUUAAAAGCUGCUGACAUCUUUAAUCCAGUGUGGGACCUUUAGGAUGAACUUUACGUGUGGAGAGACGGGCCUUGAUAUUUGCGCUAUAGUGUUUGAUGGAUUUUCAAGGAAAUGAAAAAGCACUUUGGAGAAAUUCGAGAACCUGGUAUUUAAGGUUAAAACAAACAAGUCGUGAGGAUUUGGUGGAAAGAGGAUCGGGUCUCUGGUCAUGUCGGUCAUGUAGACCGUGUCUGUCAGGUAAAUGCUGGUCUGCUGGUUUUUGUAUGACUAUAAAGUCAGAUAUACUAAGAAUUAUAAUCGUUACGUGAUUGCGCACACAGCAAACAGGAGCAUGUGAUGCGUUGCAUUUAACAAACUAUACAUAGUCCGUCUUUCCUGAGCAAGAAUCUUCAAUCUGCGGUAUGUUUUUUCCAUCUGUCAUAAUUCAGCAUUACCGUACGAUGAGCUGACAAGUUCAUAUGAGGACUCUUUGUACUUUCUAAGUACCAAAACAUCAAUUCUCUCUUACUGUAUAAAAUACAUAGAGGAUAAGAAACACAGUUUGUUUAAAUCGUAUAGAUGAGAUCAUCUGCUAAGUCCAUUAAGCUUUUAUUAAGCUUAAAUUCUAUUUUUGGAACAGAUUCAUGUGUUGACUAAAGCUGAUAUUUUUGAUAGGGCAUUGAAAUUACUUUUUGCAAAUGGUCAGCCCAAAAAUAUUGAUUUGAAUCUGGAGCAGAAUCAAGCUCGUAGCUCGGUAUCAUAAUCCCAACAUUGUUCGAGUUUUACUUUAAAACUGCAUCAAAAUACGAGAAGUACAAAAAAAAGGAAGAACGCCUCUACAUAGACACAUGCUUUAACAUUUAUUUCCUUUUUUCACACUACUCCGUUAAAGAAAGACAACGUUGUUUGUUGAGCAUGGACGUACUGAUAAACAGACCUGUCUAUUAACACUACACAUUUUUUGAUGGUGCAAAAAAUUUAACGAUGUUCAGCGCGAACAAGUUGGCAUGUAAAAUCAUAUUGGGAAACAACAAUUCCAGUAAUCCAGGAUCAUAAGGAAACAUCUUUCUUUUAAAACAUGCUGGAUGAUGUUCCUGAUCUUAAGUAGCAGUUUUAUAAAUGCAAUAAAACUUUUUUCUCAUGAAUUACUGGACUGAGGUCCUGCAAAUAGCUUAAACUUGAACCUGCAACUAUAAAACAAAGCUGCAAAAGAUCUGAAUGAUGAUGUUUGUUGGCAGGUUUCUGAAGUUAAUUUUAAGUAUUCCAUCUUAAUUUUCAAGAUUUAAAUCUUUAAUGUAGAAAAUGCACUUUUCUGUAGGCGGUGAAAUGAAAGACAGGACGAGUGAUUGUUCUCUUUAUUUUAAUAUUUCUUCCCUAAGGAUGAUAUACUUUACGUUACAAACCGUGAUUAUUCAUUUUAUUUGAUUGACUCUGAAUGAUUCUGUCACAAACCAAAUACAAUUAUGUAAAAAUACAAAUUUUCUAGAAGAUCAUGAUUGUAAUUGUAAAAGAUGAAAUGUCUGUGGAAUGAGUUUGGAGGCGUUUAACAUCUGCUCCCAUACGUUUGGGCUUGGUGAAAUAUUUGGGAGGUUAAAUUAUUUUCUCACUGUUACUGAUUCAAAUCAUAACGAUUAUUUUGCUUUACAAAAAAGCUGUUAAGAUUACCAGUGUGCAUAAUGUAUAUCUAUUUAUUCAAGAAACCAGAUUUAUAUGAUGAAUUAUCUGGUGUGGGACCUGAGGAUGUUCUUCAAACAACAUUCAUUUCUAUGUAUCUCAUGUAGAAUAAAAUUUUGAUAAAUAUUUAAA